AUGAGAAAAAUUGAUCAGCUGCUCAUGACUUUGAUGAAAUUGAAACAAAAUUUUCCACAUCAAGAUUUAGCAGUAAGGUUUAAUGUUUCACAAGGCACAGUCUCAAAUGUUGUAACAACAUGGGUGCAUGCCUUGCAUGAAAUUUUAUUCAAACAAUUCAUGUCUGAAAUACCAGAUAGAAGUAAAAAUCAGUUGUGCUUACCAAACUGUUUUAGUAGUUUCACAAAUUGUAGAAUUAUAAUAGAUUGUACGGAAGUUUAUACUUGUAUAAAUCGCCAAAGUAUGUCUUCCCAGAAGUUGACGUACAGCUCAUAUAAGCAUAGAAAUACAUGCAAAGGAUUAGUAGGUGUUGCACCAAAUGGUGUAGUUACAUUUUUAUCAUGUUUAUAUCCAGGUUCAACAUCAGACAAAAAAAUUGUCAAAGAUUGCGGAAUCUUAAAUCAACUUAAACCUGGAGACUUGGUAUUGGCAGAUAAAGGAUUCCUAAUUAAAGAUUUAAUGCCUCCCGGAGUUCAUAUUAACAUUCCCCCAUUUCUUACAACUCCUCAAUUCACUACAGAACAAGUUCAUCAAACUGAAGGUGUUCAAUAUAUUAAAUUUAAUUCCACAUUCUUUGUUACCACAUGCUGA
This is a messenger RNA of Diorhabda sublineata, 630 nucleotides long. RefSeq lists its product as uncharacterized. The record is from RefSeq and is a predicted model, not a curated record. Lineage: Eukaryota; Metazoa; Arthropoda; Insecta; Coleoptera; Chrysomelidae. The coding region runs from base 1 to 630 and encodes 209 amino acids. The transcript has a single exon.